AUAAUCUUCACAUGACCAUUUCUCCUAACAACGUCUCCCUGUGUUCCAUUAAGAUGUAUGUAAAACAGCUCGCUUUGUGUUUCUGCCUCGGCCUGAGGCCUGAGUGAGUGUUACGCAUCUGAAGGAAUGAGAAAGUGCUUUCAGGCCUGAUCAUGAGUGCAGGAGGCUGAGGCAGGGUUCAGAGAUGAUCCGCUUCUCAUGACCACAAACCCUCUCAAUCCCAGCAGCAACAUGGAUGAUGACUUCAGGACGCGCUCCAGUGGCGCAGAAAACACGCUGUUUGGAGAGCCUUUAACUCGGCACACAGCUGUUAAUCUGGCUAUUGGUGGACUCACAUCUCUGUUUGUCCUAGUAACUGUCAUCAGUUCGUUUGUCUUCCCUAAACCUCCUCCAACAGCAUUAAAUAUUUUCUUUGUGGUCUGCAUCAUCAUGAUCUGUUCUUCUGUAUUGGUGCUGAUAUUCUGGUAUCGUCAAGGUGAUCUGGAUCCAAAGUUUCGUGGUCUGAUUUAUUAUUCCAUAGGUCUCAUUAUCCUCCUCUGUCUGUGUGCCAAUCUGUACUUCCAUGAUGUCGGAAGAUGACAUGAUUCAGACACACUACUUGACCUUCAUAAUUCUGUCAAGCACAUUAAAAAGUGAUUUAUUUGUCAGAAGUGAGCCUCACAGUUUUGAUUAUGUUUGCAUAGGUGAUAAGAUGCAUGUUCAAAUCUAUUAAGUUUUUAUUUGAAUAUUUGGAAGGUGUACUUUUUUUGCUAAUUUUAUUUUGCCAAAGCUGUAUAUACUCAAUAUUUUGUACUCAAUAUUAUUUUCUGUUGCUACCAAGAGUGAAGUCAUGCUUAAUAAAGCAGCAUUUCAGUUAGUUAUUAAAUAUUGUGAUUUAUGUUAUGAGAACAAUACUGGUGCCAAAGGUCUGACAACUGGCAAUAAAUAAAAUAGUAUACAUGCA
Carassius auratus (goldfish) is the source of this 943-nucleotide messenger RNA. It is a transcript of the gene tmem243a, whose product is annotated as transmembrane protein 243, mitochondrial a. The transcript is spliced from 4 exons. Lineage: Eukaryota; Metazoa; Chordata; Actinopteri; Cypriniformes; Cyprinidae. The record is from RefSeq and is a predicted model, not a curated record. Bases 199 to 579 code for a protein of 126 amino acids.